CAGCUGUUCUCAUAAACAGGAUCAUGUGGGAUUGCGCUGGAUCAGUGCAUAUCAAUCCCAUAGAAAUGCCGCAGCUGUGCAAUUGUAAGACUUCGUUGCACGCUACCGGGCAUGUUACACCGUCCAUACAGCCGACAUCCGCUAUCCGAUUUCACAGUAUUGAAGAUCCAUUUACCGUUAUCCAAUGGCGAGCAUCAUCAUCAUUUGACAAGGCUCGUUUAUUCCCCGUACAGUAUGGAGGGUAUGGAUCAGACUGAUGCGGAUAGUCCCGUUGAUUUCAGCUACCACAUGCAUCCCGAGAAGAACUCAACGAGUCUAGAGCGCACUUUGACAUGGUUCACCGGGUUCUCGUGUGCCGCGGCCAUCGUCUUAAACGGCCUGAUCCUGACGGUGUACAUUUUGCAGGCAUCGUUGCGCUCGCCGUUCAACGCCUACAUCGCGAAUUUGGCCGCGGCGGAGAUUCUGUACAGUUUACUCGGUACUCCAUGGAAUAUUGUGAGGAAUUUGUAUGGGUAUUGGCCGUUGAGUUUUGAGUUGUGCUCGUUCUACCUGUACGCUAGUUAUGUUCUGAAUUCGGCUAUUCGUUAUGGGCAUCUACUGGUGACAUUCAAUCGAGUAUGGGCGGUUACGUUUCCAAUUCAUUACAGGGAAAAGCAUUCAUAUCCAAUAGCCCGUACACUAAUCUACGGAACCUGGUGUCUUCUGCACGCCCUGCAUUUACCCUUACUAAUCCGCGGCCGUCUCCGUCCAGACGAGACAGACGCCUACUGUGUCUUAAACGUCUCCUUCCAGUGGCGUUACUCCAUUGUAGUGGAAAUUAUCGGCUUCUCCGGCACCGAAGUGGUAAUGCUGUUGGCCUGCUUUUUUAUUCUCUUCAAGGUCAUGACCAAUCGGUCUAAGCGAGAAGUGCCGGUGAAAAGCGGCAGAUUACGACACUCAGCGACGGAAACCGAUUCGCUGCAUUCGACGUUAACGGUGCAGCAACUGAACCUUGAGAAGAACUCCUGUAUGCGGAUAUGUACGAAUACACACAACCGUUUUCUCGUGUACUUGAUGGUGGCUGUGAUCGUGUGCUGGACACCGAAUCAUGUCUACUGGUUGAUGGUCGGUUUUGGCGGAUACUGGAACACGACGUUCUGUGCUAUUCAAAACUUCGCCAUCAUCACCAACUCGUGGCUGAAUCCGAUACUGUGCUACUUGGCUUUGACAAAGUUUCAAGUUGCUAUCAAUAGUUUGUUCAAAUACCGCAGAAAAGCGAGGUUAUGUUGUCCUCCCCAUCAAUGACAAGCGCACAAAAUACGCGCACUUAAAAGUGCACAAGUUUAAGGCUGCGAAGACACUAGUAUCUGAAAUAGUCACAAUUUAUAUGUGAAAAAUAUUUUUCUGUGAAUUUCUGAGAAUGGGAGAGGUUACUUAAACGUAAUCACCGGAAUACAUACGGCGCUGAACGGUUAAAAUGAGCACCGUAUUGUGAGAUACGGUU
This is a messenger RNA of Paramacrobiotus metropolitanus, 1483 nucleotides long. RefSeq names its product 5-hydroxytryptamine receptor 1B-like. The transcript is spliced from 2 exons. Gene Ontology annotation, molecular function: G protein-coupled receptor activity. Bases 112 to 1284 code for a protein of 390 amino acids. Gene Ontology annotation, cellular component: membrane. The record is from RefSeq and is a predicted model, not a curated record. Gene Ontology annotation, biological process: G protein-coupled receptor signaling pathway. Lineage: Eukaryota; Metazoa; Tardigrada; Eutardigrada; Parachela; Macrobiotidae.